Nothobranchius furzeri (turquoise killifish) is the source of this 6204-nucleotide messenger RNA. RefSeq names its product calcium-activated potassium channel subunit alpha-1. Gene Ontology annotation, biological process: potassium ion transmembrane transport. Gene Ontology annotation, molecular function: large conductance calcium-activated potassium channel activity. The record is from RefSeq and is a predicted model, not a curated record. Lineage: Eukaryota; Metazoa; Chordata; Actinopteri; Cyprinodontiformes; Nothobranchiidae. Gene Ontology annotation, cellular component: postsynaptic membrane.
GGCUACUACUGGAGAGACGCAUUUACCGACGUCUUUAUUCCUAAAACAGUGUUUCAGAGGAGGGGUGUGAAGAUGUGCGCGAGGGGGGAACGGCGAGCUUUAAUCUGAGGAGCGCAUUCAACAGUGCGCAAAAGAGGAGUUGCUGAAAACAAGGUGGAGGAGUGAGUGAAUCGUCGGCCGGAGAGGAGAACCAGCCUUUUUCUGCAAUAAUAUCAGUCAGCCGCAGGAAGAUGAUAAAAUAUCGCCCUUUUUAAGGCUUGUACACAAUGUGAUUUUUCGCACCGAUCAAACGGAUUGCGCGCAACUCUUCCCGCGAACGCGCGACUGAUUUCUGGAUUCCUGAAGUUUUUAUUUUUAUUUAUUUUUUUUUAAUUGUUCCCCGUGUGCCUGGUGUUGAUCCAACUUUGGAACCACGGAGAGGCAGGAUCAGAGGAGGGUGGAUGGUCUAAACAUGAGUGAGCCGUCGGGGCAUCAGGGGGCGCUGGCUGGGGCUCCGAGAAGCACCUGAAUCUCUGACCUGAUUGUUUCUGCUGGAGGAUGGCAGGUGACCACAAGUCAAUAAUGGCGAAAAACGGAGGAGGACCCGCCGUCAAGGACCCGUCAGACCACUUCACGUUGUUCGUCCCGUCGCACGAUGUGCGCUGUGACAUUGCAAACCAGAAGAUGUGGUGGGCUUUUCUCGCCUCCUCCAUGGUGACUUUCUUUGGGGGUCUCUUCAUCAUCCUGCUGUGGAGAACCCUCAAAUAUCUGUGGACCGUGUGCUGCCACUGUAACGCCAAAAAGAAGGAGGUACACCGCAUCACCACAGGAGAUGGCAUCAAGCGUGCGGAUAGAGAAGAUGCUGCGGCGAGCGAGGUGGGUUGGAUGACCUCUGUGAAGGACUGGGCUGGAGUCAUGAUAUCCGCCCAGACGCUGACGGGAAGAGUCCUGGUGGUGCUCGUUUUUGCACUCAGUAUUGGAGCCCUUGUAAUAUACUUCAUAGAUUCCUCCAAACCCAUUGAGUCCUGUCAGAACUUCUACAAAGACAUAACGUUGCAAACCGACAUGGCGUUCAACGUCUUUUUCUUGCUUUAUUUCGGGCUACGUUUCAUUGCUGCUAAUGACAAGCUUUGGUUCUGGCUGGAGGUGAACUCGGUGGUGGACUUCUUCACGGUUCCUCCGGUGUUCGUGUCGGUGUACCUGAGCAGAAGCUGGCUUGGUUUGAGGUUUUUAAGGGCCUUAAGAUUGAUACAGUUCUCAGAAAUUUUACAGUUUUUGAAUAUACUAAAGACAAGCAACUCGAUUAAGCUGGUGAACUUGUGUUCAAUCUUCAUAAGCACAUGGCUGACUGCUGCAGGCUUCAUUCACUUGGUGGAAAACUCGGGGGAUCCUUGGGAAAGCUUUAAAAAUUCCCAAGCGCUUUCCUACUGGGAAUGCGUCUACCUGCUAAUGGUUACCAUGUCCACUGUCGGCUAUGGAGACGUUUAUGCAAAAACCACCCUUGGCCGCUUGUUCAUGGUCUUCUUUAUCCUUGGUGGUUUGGCCAUGUUUGCAAGCUACGUCCCUGAAAUCAUAGAGUUAAUAGGAAACCGCAAGAAAUAUGGUGGUUCCUAUAGUGCGGUUAAUGGGAGAAAGCACAUUGUGGUUUGUGGUCACAUAACACUCGAGAGUGUGUCCAACUUCCUAAAAGACUUCCUACACAAGGACAGGGAUGAUGUCAAUGUAGAAAUCGUUUUUCUCCAUAAUAUUUCCCCUAAUCUUGAGCUGGAAGCCUUGUUCAAGCGCCACUUCACCCAAGUAGAGUUUUACCAAGGAUCCGUCCUGAACCCACACGACCUGGCUCGAGUCAAGAUUGAAUCAGCUGAUGCCUGCCUGAUUUUAGCAAACAAGUACUGUGCUGACCCUGAUGCUGAAGAUGCGUCCAACAUCAUGAGGGUAAUAUCUAUCAAGAACUAUCAUCCAAAGAUCAGAAUAAUCACCCAGAUGUUGCAGUACCACAAUAAGGCCCACCUGUUGAACAUCCCCAGCUGGACCUGGAAGGAGGGAGAUGACGCCAUUUGCCUUGCAGAGCUGAAGCUUGGGUUCAUCGCCCAGAGCUGCCUGGCUCAGGGGCUCUCCACCAUGCUGGCCAAUCUUUUCUCCAUGAGGUCUUUCAUCAAGAUUGAAGAGGACACAUGGCAGAAGUAUUACCUUGAAGGAGUAGCCAAUGAAAUGUACACGGAGUACCUUUCAAGUGCCUUUGUGGGGUUAUCCUUCCCGGUUAUUUGCGAACUCUGCUAUGUGAAGCUCAAGUUGCUGCUGAUAGCUAUAGAGUACAAGUCUGAUCAGAGGGAGAGCAGCACACUGAUCAACCCUGGGAACCAUGUUAAAAUGCAGGAAGGAACACUGGGCUUUUUUAUUGCAAGUGAUGCCAAAGAAGUGAAGAGGGCAUUGUUUUACUGCAAGGCUUGCCAUGAUGACAUAACGGACCCUAAAAGAAUAAAGAAAUGUGGAUGCAAGAAAUCUAAAACAUCCAUCUACAAGACAAUGGGCCUGGCAUGUUGCUUUCGUUGCUGCCGCUCAGGGCGGUGCUGCUCUUGCAUGCCAGUUAGUGUGCGUUGUAGCUCAACCUCCCCUCGACGGGGCAACCCACCCUCUGCUGUCUCUGUUAGUGAUUGCUCAUCCGCUGUACGUGCCUCUAAAAAUAGCUAUAAUGGAUAUAUCAAGUCAAUUGAAGAGGACCAACAGUCUGCGCUGUCCCCCAAAAAGAAGCAGCGUAAUGGAGGCACGAGAAAUUCGCCCAACUCUUCGCCCAAGAUAAUGAGGCAUGAUCCACUCCUCAUCCCAGGCAGCGAGCAAAUUGAGACCAUGGACGAGAACAUAAAAAAGUAUGACUCCACUGGAAUGUUUCACUGGUGCCCGUCCAAGGACAUUGAGAAGGUUCUUCUGACCCGAAGUGAGGCAGCCAUGACGGUCUUGAGUGGACAUGUGGUGGUGUGCAUUUUCGGAGAUGUAAAGUCAGCUCUGAUUGGUCUCCGGAACUUUGUCAUGCCUCUAAGAGCCAGCAACUUUCACUACCAUGAGCUGAAGCACAUCGUGUUUGUUGGUUCCCUCGAGUAUCUGAAGCGGGAGUGGGAAACUCUACAUAAUUUCCCAAAAGUGUCCAUUCUGCCUGGCACACCGUUGAGCAGAGCAGAUCUAAGGGCCGUCAACAUAAACCUGUGCGACAUGUGUGUCAUCCUGUCAGCCAAUCAGAACAAUAUUGACGAUGCAUCACUGCAGGACAAAGAGUGCAUUUUGGCGUCGCUUAACAUCAAAUCCAUGCAGUUUGACGACAGCAUCGGGGUCUUGCAGGCCAACUCUCAAGGCUUCACACCACCAGGGAUGGAUAGAUCCUCUCCUGAAAACAGCCCAGUCCAUGGAUUAGUCCGACAGACCUCUGUCACCACUGGGGCAAACAUUCCCAUCAUAACCGAACUAGCACCAUUAGCAAAGCAAGGCAAAAAACUGCCUGUGAUUUCACUCAGUCAGGAUAAAAGCUGUGGGACCAGCAUACAAAUGAUAACUGAGCUGGUUAAUGACUCCAAUGUUCAGUUCCUGGACCAAGACGAUGAUGAUGACCCAGAUACGGAGUUGUACCUCACUCAGCCUUUCGCCUGCGGGACGGCAUUUGCAGUCAGUGUUCUGGACUCCUUAAUGAGUGCUACAUACUUCAACGAUAAUAUCCUCACCUUGAUCCGGACAUUGGUAACAGGCGGUGCGACACCGGAGCUUGAGGGGCUGCUGGCUGAGGAGAAUGCAUUGCGUGGCGGCUACAGCACGCCACAGACCCUGGCGAACAGGGACAGGUGUCGCGUGGCACAGCUGGCCCUGUACGACGGGCCCUUUGCCGACCUCGGGGAUGGUGGCUGUUAUGGUGACCUGUUUUGUAAAGCCCUGAAAACGUAUAACAUGCUGUGUUUUGGCAUCUAUCGGUUGCGAGAUGCACAUCUAAACACACAAAGCCAGUGUACCAAACGGUACGUCAUAACCAAUCCCCCGUAUGCAUUUGAGCUGGUGCCCUCUGACCUGAUAUUCUGCCUGAUGCAGUUCGACCACAACGCUGGCCAUUCUCGAACCAGCCUGUGUCACUCAUCUCAUUCUUCACAUUCUUCAAGCAAAAAGAGCUCGUCCGUCCACUCUAUCCCAACUGCAAACCGCACCAAUCGCACCAAAAGCAGGGACUUACGAGACAAACAAAAUGCAACAAUGAUCAACAGAGUGGGGCAAGAAAAGACAUGGUUUACAGAUGAGCCAGCGAAAACCCACCUGAGGACCAUGCAGCUCAGACCUGUGAAUACUCUCACCGUCAACCAGAUCAGUCAGAAUAAACCCACAAGCAGCUUGAUUCAACCCAUCAGAGAAGCGGAGGACGAGUGCUGACAGCCGGACUCCCAGAGGACUGGAAGGUGUCAGCCCCAAGUUCGGGACAUCUCAUCUGCAAACAGAAAUCCCCAAGCAACAUCAGACGAGACAAAAAAUGCUUUCUUCCUUUAGUUCUUUAGCAAUUUAAAGUCUGAGCGGAUUUAGACACAUAAUGACAAUCAUAGUUUAUUAUAUAUUUUGAAAUCACUCAGCUAUUAGCUUGCACAAUAACUCAACAAAAAUGACCAGACUCCAUAAUUUUAUUUUUACUUUGGGAGAAUGAGGGUCACUCCUAAAGAGCAAUGUAAACCCAAACCCCAGAGGAGACCGUUAACAUUACACUCAGAUUUCAACAAUGAAAUUAGCCUUUUAGCUGUCCACAAACAACUGCACCUAGUGUUAAAUUAUUCUGUACAGUUUGUGUAUUUGACUCCCCCCCUUCCAGAAUGGCAUUGUUGGUUCCUUUGCCGUUUUGAGCUAAUUCACAACAUUUGUGACCGUUACGAUGGCCAGCGUCCAUGUUUAAAUGGCAUUCGGCUCCAGCCUUAUCUCUGUCCAUUUAUAUUUAUGCCUUUUUAGGUUCUUGUUUAGUUCCUAUUUAUUUUUUUUUUUGUUUCAACGACCAAAAUCCCAGAACUGUUUCUCCAAAGAUGAAGCUUCUUGUGUUGCUACUCGUGAUAGAGCUGUUUGUUGGCCAUCUCACACACCUAUUAAAUGUAAAGUUAUGGGUUUACAUUAAAACACUAGCCUGCUGCUAGAUGUAAAAGCCACAUAUCGCAUGAAGUGGGCAUCUUCAAGUCCUCCUUUGGCUGUAAGCACUGCCUGACACAGGAUUGUCUUGGAGGGCUACUUGAAUGUACUCCAUGACCAAUCUUAACACCAUAAACUGCUACGUGUAGUAGAUGCAUGACAAACAGCUCUAUCAGAACCGUGCAUUUCAUGUGUUCAGACAACACCUUAGAGAAUUGUACACCCACGAGAUAAUGUCUUAUGAAGAAGCAGUUUCAGUAAGAAUGGAUACGUCACUCCUACGAAUCAUAGAAUGGAUACGUCACUCCUACGAAUCAUACAAUGGAUACGUCACUCCUACGAAUCAUACAAUGGAUACGUCACUCCUACGAAUCAUAGAAUGGAUACGUCACUCCUACGAAUCAUAGAAUGGAUACGUCACUCCUACGAAUCAUGUCUUAUAUAAAUGACGAUAAUUAUAUAUAGCUAUAUUGGCACUGUUGUCACUUUACGUCAGGACCACUGAGUAAGAAGGAAAAAGAACAUUAAAAACAACAAUCCGUAACAUUCUAAAUCCACACAUGAUGCAUCACAGUCCAGUUCAUUUUUUUAUGUUGGAUGGUUGAGAAUUUAAACAAAGAGAGAAGCAAAUGAUUGACAUUUCUGUCGGCGCAGGGACCAUCCGCCAUCCCUCGGUGCCAGUAAUGUGCCAGGCAGUGCUGAAGCCAACAGAGGACUCGAGGAAGACCCACAACUGCGAAAAGGGGCUUGCUAGUUCUGUUCUUUUUCUUCUAGAGGUGAACAUGUUCCUAAUGUCUUAAGGAAACAAACAGACUUCACCACCAUCACAAAGCAAUGCAUUUGGUGUAAAUCUGUAAAGUAUUUCUUGUAGUGUGUUUGGCAGUACCUUCAACGGACUAGUUUCAAUCAUUUUGUGCACUUUUUUUAAGCGCAUUGACUCGUCGAAACGAUGACAGUCUUACGGUGAUAUCUAUGUCAUUACUCAGUAACACAUACAGUUUGUUGUCUUGUAUAAAUUGCCCUGUACAUAAACUGUACAGGAUUUCAUUUUUGUAUUUUCACAAAUUAAAAGCAGAUGUACUGUGUUCUACA